Amorphotheca resinae ATCC 22711 is the source of this 383-nucleotide messenger RNA. RefSeq lists its product as hypothetical. The transcript has a single exon. The record is from RefSeq and is a predicted model, not a curated record. The coding region runs from base 52 to 303 and encodes 83 amino acids. NCBI's taxonomy places the organism in Eukaryota, Fungi, Ascomycota, Leotiomycetes, Helotiales, Amorphothecaceae.
CUCGAAAUGAUUCGUUCGUAUCUUCAACAUUAUCUAUUAUGACUGCGAGACAUGCCAUCUGUCAUCCACCCUUUUGGUAACUACCUAAGUCCCUUCGUUCGUUCGUUCGUUCGUUCCUUUUUUUAUCCAUGCAUGCAGAAAGAGCAGAAAAAGAAAAAAAGAAAAAAAAAAGGAAGAACGCCACUGAUGUAUAAAAACAUCUAUGCAUGCAUAUGCAGAAGAGACAUCAAAAGCUCCCCCUUCCCCGCCUCCCCGCCUCCCCUCCUCCAAAAUGCCCCACAUAUGUACAAUGAGAUAGAAUAAGAUAGGUGGGUGGUCAUUUCCCAACAUCGAUUUUUAUGUCAUCCCAGGUCUCCUGGGAUAGCUAAGGAAGGGAAGGGUGC